Messenger RNA from Vigna radiata var. radiata (mung bean), 1833 nucleotides. RefSeq lists its product as uncharacterized. The record is from RefSeq and is a predicted model, not a curated record. NCBI's taxonomy places the organism in Eukaryota, Viridiplantae, Streptophyta, Magnoliopsida, Fabales, Fabaceae. The coding region runs from base 1 to 1833 and encodes 610 amino acids. The transcript has 2 exons.
AUGGCGGACCAACCUCCUUCAAGACGCACACUNGGGGACGCAUCCAACAUGGUGGGUCNUUUGCACUUUANCAACAUNGCUUUGCUAGCAGACAAUGCAACCAACAUGGUGAUGAACCCUGCUCUCAUCCAGCUUGUCCAGGGCAAUCANNUUCACGGAAUNUUAAAUGAAAAUCCCUAUGAUCAUUUGANCACUUUUAGCNAGAUCUGCAACACNGUGAAGAUAAACAGAGUUACCGAUGACAGGGUCAAACUCAGUCUNUUUCCUUUCUCUCUUGGAGGAAANGCUAAAGCAUGGUUGCAUUCAUUCCCGGAAGGCACUUUCAGAAAUUGGGAAGCGGUGGCCACAAAAUUUGUUAACAAAUUGUUUCCACCGACAAAGAUUAAUCAAGGGAAGCUGGAGAUCUCUUCAUUCAAACAAGGAAUGNAAGAGACUCUUGGANAGGCGUGGGACAAAUUUAAAGGCUUGNNGAGAAAGACCCNUGUCCAUGGACUUGACAAGANUUCAUAUCUACUUGCCUUCCUUGGAGGCCUACACACUCAGUCUAAAAUGAUGUUAGAUGCUUNAGCUNGAGACANUAUAAAUAGGAAGACUGAAGAUGAGGCUUAUGAAUUGAUUGAGAGCAUGGCUNUGAGUGAAGUGAUACAUAGUGAGAGANGNGCACAGAAAGGAGGACUUUUGCAUCUCCCUGCUAAUNAUGCUAUGGCUACGCAAAAUCNUCUCCUUACCCAAAAAUUGGACAAGUUAACAAAGGUACUUGNUGAAUUUCCAAAGGGGAUAAGGAAUAUAUCUCAGACGCAACAACUUUGCGAUUUAUGUGGUGGUGACCAUAUNAAUGGUCAAUGUGCUUUUCCUGAAGAACUGCAACAAGAUGUUAACUGCAUNGGGAACCAAUUNCAAUACAAGCAAGGUAAUNUUAACCAAGGCAAUUCUAGCCAAGGUUGGAAGAACCACCCNANUAUUGGACAAAAUCAGAACAAUUCUUCUGGGCAAGUAGGAAGCUUCCGNCAACAACAACCAUCACCUUUAUGGCAGCAGAUGAGCAGCUUGGCAGAGACAGUCAGAGACCUAAGUGACAGAUUCGAUAAAUUCUUUAAAGUCUAUGAGUCUCAACAAGCCAGUGACCAGGCCACCUUCAGAGCAUUGGAGACANAGAUUNGGCANCUGUCANAAAGGGUGGAAACCACCGAGAAAAGUCAGUUUAGGGCUAACACUGAUGUUAACCCUAAAGAUGAGUGCAAGGUUGUUAUAACAAGUAGAAAAAGGAAGACAACAGAGGAAAUAAUUGAGAUUNGGAGCANUGAGGAUGAAGAUGAGNAGAGGAGGCAUAAUCAUGAAGUUAAUGAGCAAAAGAGUCAUGCUGAGAAAAGAGAAGAAAAAGAAGAGAAAGAAAAAGGAAGUUACCAAGAGCCAUUCANGGAAAUCUUUAAUCAGGUGACNGUUACUCCUGAAGNACUUCCANAGAUUCCUGAGNAUGAUAAGAGGAUCAAANAUUAUCUUGGNGAGGUAAUUGAUCUUGAUGAUGAAGAAGACCANGAACAAUUAGUUAAGCCUAAAAAGAAGGACCAUCCAAAGAAAUUGAAGGAUGCAGGGACCUUGACUCUUCCUUGCAUGAUAAAUGAUGUGGAUAUAGGGAGAGCCAUGAUNGAUUCAGGAUCAAGUGUUAAUUUNAUGCCCUUUAGUGAUUUCAAGAAGAUUGGAGGGAUAAAAUUAAAACCAGNAAACACUACCCUGACAGUUGCGGAUGGAUCUAUUAAGAAGCCAGUUGGUAUGGUGGNAGAUGNUAUUGUUCGAAUUGAGGAAUGUUCAUACGUGUCCAUGAUGGAGGAAUAA